This is a messenger RNA of Diaporthe citri, 1362 nucleotides long. RefSeq lists its product as uncharacterized. The coding region runs from base 1 to 1362 and encodes 453 amino acids. The transcript is spliced from 6 exons. Gene Ontology annotation, molecular function: FAD binding; monooxygenase activity. The record is from RefSeq and is a predicted model, not a curated record. NCBI's taxonomy places the organism in Eukaryota, Fungi, Ascomycota, Sordariomycetes, Diaporthales, Diaporthaceae.
AUGGGCUCUCAAUCAGACCCAAACCUUGCGUGGCGCCAACUCAAUGUGGGUGUUGUCGGCGGCGGCAUCGGCGGCAUGUCUGUUGCUAUUGCUCUUCGUCGUGCUGGACACAGUGUGACCAUCUACGAGCGAAACGACUUCGUUGGAGAGGCCGGAGCAUCAGUAUCCUGCGCUGCAAAUGGAGCACGUUGGCUUCACGAGUGGGGCGUCGACGUCGAGCAAGGCGACCCCGUCGUCCUCAAGAAGCUCAUCAACAGGAGCUGGAAGACGGGGGAGCCGGUCAGCGUCUAUAACCUGGAUGACUACAAGGAGAGAUGGGGAUACCAUUAUUACAUGUUCCACCGUCAAUACAUGCAUGAGAUGUUGAAGAAUUGUGCCUUGCAGGAGGAGGGAGAAGGAGAGCCAGCCAAGUUGUGUGUGAACCACAAGGCAAGUCACAGAAAGAUUUUUGUGAUUACGAGGCUCGGGCUGACUUUCAAAUUCACUCGACACGACCUCAUCAUCGGCGCCGACGGCAUAGGUUCGGUAGUGCGCAGGCUCAUCGGCCUCACCCCAGAUAAAAAGCCGGCAGACUCUUCCUGCCUCCAUGCCAACGUGCGGACAGAAGACGCUGUCCGUCUGGGCCUCGUUGACUAUUCAAAGGAUGCGGCUCUAGAGUACUGGGGUGGCCAAGAGGGCAAGUGGGACAAGAUUGUGCUUAGCCCAUGCAACGGUGGCAAGUUGUUGUCCUACUACUGCUUCUUCCCACGUGAAGCUGGCGACUACACGAGCCACAGCUGGGGCGGAGAGGACAGGCCGGUCGAAGAGCUGCUAGCCCCGUAUCCGCAGCUGGACAAGCAAGUUAGGGAUCACCUCGCCAUCGGCACUGAGAUUCAGCCGUGGCGGUUGUGGGUACACCAACCAUAUCCUUACAUCGUCAAGGAUACAGCAUGCUUGCUUGGUGAUGCGGGCCACCCGAUGUUCCCUCAUCAGAGCCAAGGUGCCUGUAUGGCAAUCGAAGAUGCUGCGGCGCUGGGCAUAUUGUUCAGCAAACCUUACUUCAGCGGCGACGUCACUGAGGCCCUGGAGGUGUAUCAGAAGAUCCGACUGCCGCGAGCUACCAAGGUUCAAGCCUCUGCAGCAAAAGCUGCGCUUAAUAUCAACGAAAGAAUCGGGUUCUCCAGUAACACCAAUAUCAAAGGGUACAAGGUUGCAGAUGAGAAGCAAAAGUUAACGAUUGAAGAAAUGAAUGCAUAUGAUAUGUACAAGGAUAUCGACGAGAGUCUGGCCGAACAAAGGCACAUAUCAUACACUGGCAAUUACGUCAAAGGGCUGCCAGUCGGUUUGGAGAUGUCAAACGGCGUUAUAGUUGGGAAGGAAUGA